Messenger RNA from Notothenia coriiceps (black rockcod), 1304 nucleotides. It is a transcript of the gene f10, whose product is annotated as coagulation factor X. The annotation marks the transcript as partial. The transcript has 4 exons. The record is from RefSeq and is a predicted model, not a curated record. Gene Ontology annotation, biological process: proteolysis. Gene Ontology annotation, molecular function: serine-type endopeptidase activity. NCBI's taxonomy places the organism in Eukaryota, Metazoa, Chordata, Actinopteri, Perciformes, Nototheniidae.
ACAUCUUUAAAUGCGGCGCCGUCGUGACGGAAAACGUCCGGACAGUUUUCCGGUACGACCGCAAAAACACGACAACGCAGGGCAACGAGUCCACGGUGAUGGAAAACAUCAACAUGAGCGACUUAAUGCUGAAAAACAUCAGCGAUGGCGACUUCCUGCAGGAGAACAGCGACUUCCUGCCAGAGAACAGCGACUUCCUGUUGGAAGACGCCGUGUCUGAGGAGACGCUUUACUCUCAGAUGGCGAGUAUGACGCGCAUCGUGAACGGAGAGGACUGUCCUCCGGGGGAGUGUCCGUGGCAGGCUCUCCUCCUGAACGAGGACGACCGGGGUUUCUGUGGAGGAACGAUCCUUAACGAGUACAUCAUCCUGACGGCCGCCCACUGCAUGAAUGCCUCGCGCUACAUCUACGUGAGACUCGGGGAGUUUGACGUGUUGGUGGAUCACGGUAACGAGGCGAGGCACGAGGUGGAGACGAUCAUCACGCACCACAGAUACAAGCCGGACACCUACAACAACGACAUCGCGCUAAUGAAGCUAGCAAUGCCCAUCAAGUUCUCCCGCUUCAUCCUGCCGGCCUGCAUCCCUGAGCAGGAGUUCGCUGAAAAGGUGUUGAUGCGGGAGCCCGACGGCAUGGUGAGUGGUUUCGGGCGCACGGGCGAGGGCCGGCAGCCGUCCACCAUCCUGCAGCGUCUCUCCAUGCCUUACGUGGACCGGCUCACCUGCAAGGAGUCCACCCAGCUGCGCAUCAGCACCAACAUGUUCUGCGCCGGCUACGACACGAUAGCCAAGGACUCGUGCCAAGGCGACAGCGGCGGACCGCACGUCACACGCUACGGAAACACGUACUUCAUCACCGGCAUUGUGAGCUGGGGCGAGGGCUGCGCGCGGAAAGGGAAAUACGGCGUUUACACUCAGGUGUCCAAGUACAUCCGCUGGAUCAACAGUGGCAUAGAGCAGCUGAUGCCCAAAGAGAAGAGCGGCAGGCGGAGGAAGAGGCACCGCGGCCCGGCCCGGAGGCUGCUUCUGUAAACACCACGACAUAGCAUAGCUAGCUAAACAAGCUAAUCCCUGUUAUAAUGUUGAUAAUUACUUUAGGGGUUCCUCAGGGCUUGAGUCUCGGCCCUUUAUAUUUUAUAUGUAGUUAUUUUAAUCGAUUUAUUUUCAUUUAUAGGGCGGCAUCUGACAUAUUUGCAUCUUACAAAGAAGCUUUUUGAUCAGUAUUGUUAAAGGAAAAGUGCAAUUUUGAUCAAUUUAACAAUUGAAAUAUAUUACAUAUGUGUAAAAAACUGUGUGUUCGUGUGU